AGUCCGGGUUAUCCUCAGCUGUCGAUCUGGUGCUGCUGGUGGUGGUGGUGGUGGGGGGGGGGAGAGGAGGAGGAGAGAGGCUGUUGGAGGAGGAAUGGCGACCCCCUCCCGAGAGUCGGUCCAGGUGACAGACAGCGACAGGUUUAUGAAACUAAAAGAGACAUUUAUAUCUAAAUAUGGUGCGCCACCUGCAUUUUAUGCGCGAGCUCCUGGACGAGUCAAUUUAAUUGGUGAACACAUUGAUUACUGUGGCUAUGCUGUGCUUCCAAUGGCUUUAGAACAAGAUAUCUUGGCAGCUGUCACACCAACACAAACAAAACUCAUCCAGCUGGCAAACACUGACCCUGUAUACCUGGACUAUAAUGUUCAUAUAAGCGAGGUCCACAUUGACACAGCUAAACCUCAGUGGCACUACUACUUUCUUUGUGGAUUUAAAGGAAUUCAGGAACAUUUCAACCUCAUUGCCAGUGGAAUGAACUGUGUGAUUGAUGGUACAAUUCCAGCCAGUUCCGGACUCUCUAGCUCCAGCGCAUUAGUUUGUUGUGCAGGUCUCGUCACGAUGGUUGCCAAUCAGAAGGUCCUAUCAAAGGUGGAGCUUGCAGAGAUCUGUGCAAAGUGUGAGCGCUACAUUGGCACUGAAGGUGGGGGUAUGGAUCAGUCUAUUUCAUUCCUGGCAGAAAGAGGAACGGCCAAGUUGAUUGAAUUCAACCCACUCCGAGCCACCAACGUAAAGCUUCCAAGGGGAGCUGUUUUUGUGAUUGCAAACAGUUGCAGAGAAAUGAAUAAAGCUGCAACAGCUCAUUACAAUAUCAGAGUUGUGGAGUGCCGGCUUGCAACUAAAGUACUAGCAAAGGCAAAGGGCCUUGAUUGGCAGAAACUUUUAAAAUUGGGAGAGUUACAAACUGAAUUGGGAGUCAGUCUGGAUACAAUGAUUUCAACUGUGGAGCAAAUACUGCAUCCAGAACCUUACAGCAGGGAGGAAGUUUGUCAACAUCUUGGGAUCAGCCAAGAGGAGCUAUGCAGCAGCAUUCUCAGCCAGAACACACAAGAUGUGACAUCAUUUAAACUUUACCAGCGCGCUAAGCAUGUUUAUAGUGAAGCCAGACGAGUUCUACAAUUCAAGACAGUUUGUGAUGAGACACCUGCCAAUGCAUUACAAUUGUUGGGAGAACUGAUGAAUCAAAGCCAUGUCAGCUGCAGGGAUAUGUAUGAGUGCAGCUGUCCAGAACUUGAUCAGCUGGUGGACAUCUGUAUGCAAUCUGGUGCUGUUGGCUCACGGCUAACUGGUGCUGGAUGGGGAGGCUGCACAGUGUCAAUGGUGCCCACCAACAAGUUAGAUAGUUUCCUGACAAAGGUGCAAGAAGUCUAUUACAAAGCUGAUGUUCAAAGGGCAGCUUUGCAGACACACAGUCUGUUUGCUACCCAGCCUGGAGGAGGAGCUGCAGUUUAUCAAGAGGCCUAAGUAAGGUGCAACACCUGUGGGAAUUAGGUGGUCUUUUCUCCAAAAUAAACCAUUAAACUGAUCCAUUUAUUGCUUGUUGCUUUGAGUAGUUAAGGUGCAUUUGUUUAAAUGAAACAUUUAUAUUUUUGCAAGAAAUUUGAGGUGAUCACAAACCAUUGUUUCUUUACAGACCCAGUUUAAUUUCUCCAGAGACCACUACCGACAAUGCUCCUUUUGUGACAAAAGAUGUAAUUGUAAUUCUUAAUGUUUUACUGAAGACUUUCAAUAGUUAGACCCAGUAGCAAUUUUUCUGAAGAGUCCAUUUCACACGCAAUUUCACUUGAACCUUCUUCUGACUCUAUUCUCGUCUCUGCUCCCACUUCUACUGUCUGUGCCUCUGCUCCCGCCUCUGCCUUCCCUCUGCGUCUGCUCCCGCCUCUGCGUCUGCUCCCACUUCUGCCUCUGCUCCCGCUUCUGGCUCUGCAUCUGCUCCCACUUCUGCCUCUGCUCCCGCUUCUGCCUCUGCUCCCGCCUCUGCAUCUGCUCCCGCCUCUGCGUCUGCUCCCGCUUCUGCGUCUGCUCCAGCUUCUGCCUCUGCUCCCGCCUCUGCAUCUGCUCCUGCCUCUGCAUCUGUUCCCGCCUCUGCGUCUGCUCCCACCUCUGCAUCUGCUCCUGCCUCUGCGUCUGCUCCCGCUUCUGCGUUUGCUCCCACUUCUGCGUCUGCUCCCGCCUCUGCAUCUGCUCCUGCCUCUGCCUCUGCUCCCGCCUCUGCGUCUGCUCCCGCCUCUGCGUCUGCUCCCACCUCUGCGUCGGCUCCCGCCUCUGCGUCUGCUCCCGCUUCUGCAUCUGCUCCUGCCUCUGCCUCUGCUCCCGCCUCUGCCUGUGCUCCCACCUCUGCCUCUGCUCCCGCUUCUGCCUCUGCAUCUGCUCCCGCUUCUGCCUCUGC
Messenger RNA from Carcharodon carcharias (great white shark), 2387 nucleotides. It is a transcript of the gene galk2, whose product is annotated as galactokinase 2. Gene Ontology annotation, molecular function: galactokinase activity; ATP binding. Gene Ontology annotation, biological process: galactose metabolic process; carbohydrate phosphorylation. The coding region runs from base 95 to 1462 and encodes 455 amino acids. The transcript is spliced from 10 exons. Lineage: Eukaryota; Metazoa; Chordata; Chondrichthyes; Lamniformes; Lamnidae. The record is from RefSeq and is a predicted model, not a curated record. Gene Ontology annotation, cellular component: cytoplasm; cytosol.